Messenger RNA from Angiostrongylus costaricensis, 630 nucleotides. The record is from the annotation of a GenBank genome assembly. Lineage: Eukaryota; Metazoa; Nematoda; Chromadorea; Rhabditida; Metastrongylidae.
AUGAAAAAGAAAACGUGCGAAACUCAGACCGAUCCUGUAGAGAAGUCGAUACCACAAAACACUUUACCUAGGACUGUUUCACCUAUGCGAGUGACAGAUGAACUAUUUCCUAGAUCGAAUCUGAUCUAUGAAAAGGUCGCCCAUGAAGAACGUUGCCCUGGAGCUGAUGAACCUUUUACUAAAGAAACACCACCGAUAUCAGUCUCUCCAGUACAUCCACUUUCCGCUUCCCUAACAAGAUUUCGGAAAGAAAAGAAAGAGGAAAAAACGUCGACGUCUGUUUUGUUCCCAAACGAUGGCUCAUACUCCUCUAUGGAAUCCAUCUGCUCACAGAAACACGACAUGAACCUUCAUCAAGAAGAGUCUAUCGAGGGGAUAAUAAUGCCUUAUAGCAAAAAGAUUCUUGAGAAUCUAACAACGUUAGUGAAAAUAAAAGAAUUCUGUGAAGUGAUUCGUGAAAGGGAAACUAGUCACUUGUAGACAUGUCGCAGUCAGCCAAAGGUUCCGACUACCUUCGAGCAACAAAAUGCGGGCACCACUAAGGACACUCUUCUGCGACGCUUGAAAUUGCGCUACUUUAAUUCACCCGAGUACAUCAUCGAACAACUGCGAUCAGCUGAGUUUGACUGA